Messenger RNA from Mya arenaria, 1697 nucleotides. RefSeq names its product baculoviral IAP repeat-containing protein 3-like. Lineage: Eukaryota; Metazoa; Mollusca; Bivalvia; Myida; Myidae. The coding region runs from base 753 to 1316 and encodes 187 amino acids. The record is from RefSeq and is a predicted model, not a curated record. The transcript has 7 exons.
UGUAACAAUGGGACUACUUUAAAUCACCGGCCAUACGGCACAUGUUUGCAUUGAUAAGCUGUAACUAUACCCGUGAAGAGUAUGCGCAAUUUAGUUUACCAACGAUCAUUGAUAACAAAAGUUUAAAUGUGCAAACAUAUGGCAGCCAGAAACAGUUGUUCUGAUGUAGUUUCUACGAAACAGAAGAAGGAGGGUUCCAAACCCACACCGCUUGCUUUGGGAAUAAGUACCCUGAAACCGAAAUACCCGCAGUAUGCACUGGCGUCGCGAAGAACUGCGUCUUUCACGGCCGCUUCAACGCCUUGGCCAGCUGAUGCACAUGUCAAAGUGGAAGAUCUGGUGGAUGCAGGCUUAGUUUAUACAGGUGUACAGGACAGUGUUCGCUGCUACCACUGCGGUGGAGGGCUCCGAAACUGGGAACCCGGGGACGACCCAAUGGUUGAGCACGCCAAAUGGUACCCGGCCUGUCAUCAUGUACUCAUUACAAAGGAGAAAAUGUUUUUCAGGAAAGUGGAGGACGGAGACAAUCCAGAGGAUGACACGCCUUCAAUGGCCCACACGCGAAGAUAACAGCUGCUGAUAUUGCAUCUAUAUUGCUGGAAGCGGAAGGCGACCCCAAUUUCUUUUUAAGUUUCGGUGUAGACAUUUCUGAACACGGUUGCUCCACUGAAGAAGAUGAAGGUGUACAGGACAGAGCUCGCUGCUACUACUGCGGUGGAGGGCUCCGAAACUGGGAACCCGGGGACGACCCAAUGGUUGAGCACGCCAAAUGGUACCCGGCCUGUCAUCAUGUACUCAUUACAAAGGGGAAAAUGUUUUUCAGGAAAGUGGAGGACGGAGAUAAUCCAGAGGAUGACACGCCUUCAAUGACAGAAGAUGUCAGAAGUGAUUCUUUGAAUUCUGCAGUGCAAGCUGUAAUAGAAAAUGGAUAUCCAAAAGAAGAUGCCAUGAGAGCCAUUUCUGUGAUUCGAAUUAAGAAUGGCCCACACGCGAAGAUAACAGCUGCUGAUAUUGCAUCUAUAUUGCUCGAAGCGGAAGACGACCCCAAUUUCUUUUUAAGUUUCGGUGUAGACAAUUCUGAACACGGUUGCUCCACUGAAGAAGAUGAAGGUAUAAGUGAGAGAGAAACCAUGGAAGAGGAGAACCAGAAACUGAAAAGAUUGAUUAUAUGUCAGAUCUGUUUGCACAAUGAACAUGACACUGUUUUUCGGCCAUGUGGUCAUCUGGUUGUAUGCAAAGACUGCGCAUCCGUUCUGAACACGUGCAAUAGUUGUGGGAAAAGUAUCGAGGACAAGAUCCAAAUUAAGCGGUCUUAAGCAACUUUUUUACGAACUUUAUUGAGAUUAAUCAUCCUAUCAUUUGUUGUUGUUUUUACUGAAGAGUAUUAUGAUUCUGUGUUUCAAAUGUAAAAUAUUGUUACACAGGGAUGUAUGUAUAUUUUUAUUCAAGAGAUUAUAGUCAAUGUGGAAGGAAAUGCAUUCCUUCCUGAGUCUGUUAUGCCAGGGCCAUAUUUAUUAUUUUAUUUAUUUAUUCGGUCAAAACAGAGGUUUUUUACAACUUUUACAAUGUUGUCACGUACUGUCACUAGAGUCACAUUGACCGUAUGCAUAAUUUUUACUCUUACUUUUGUUUUGUUUUACAGUAUUAUUUACAUUUGAAUUUAAUUUAUGAACUUGAAUUCUUGAAUAGAGUGUAUA